This is a messenger RNA of Choloepus didactylus (southern two-toed sloth), 1572 nucleotides long. RefSeq names its product peroxisomal biogenesis factor 11 beta (gene PEX11B). NCBI's taxonomy places the organism in Eukaryota, Metazoa, Chordata, Mammalia, Pilosa, Megalonychidae. The coding region runs from base 49 to 828 and encodes 259 amino acids. Gene Ontology annotation, biological process: regulation of peroxisome size; peroxisome fission. Gene Ontology annotation, cellular component: peroxisomal membrane. The transcript has 4 exons. The record is from RefSeq and is a predicted model, not a curated record.
GCGGAGAGCGGGGCGGGAACGGGGCGGUGGAGUCGGGCUGCAGCUGUCAUGGACGCCUGGGUCCGCUUCAGUGCUCAGAGCCAGGCCCGGGAACGGCUGUGUAGGGCUGCCCAGUAUGCUUGCUCCCUUCUUGGCCAUGCACUGCAGAGACAUGGGGCCAGUCCUGAAUUACAGAAACAGAUUCAACAACUGGAGGGGCAUCUGAGCCUUGGAAGAAAGCUUCUACGCCUGGGUAACUCAGCAGAUGCCCUUGAGUCAGCCAAACGAGCUGUGCAUCUAUCAGAUGUUGUCCUGAGAUUCUGCAUCACUGUUAGUCACCUCAAUCGAGCCUUGUACUUCGCCUGUGACAAUGUCUUAUGGGCUGGAAAGUCUGGACUGGCUCCCCAUGUGGAUCAGGAGAAGUGGGCCCAGCGUUCAUUCAGGUACUAUCUGUUUUCCCUCAUCAUGAAUUUGAGCCGUGAUGCCUAUGAGAUUCGCCUACUGAUGGAACAAGAGUCUUCAGCUUGUAGCCGGCGACUGAAGGGUUCUGGGGGAGGAAUCCCAGGAGGAAUUGAAACUGGGGGAAGUGGAGGGUCAGAGACUACAGGAGGAGGCCUGCCCCAACUGGUUCUGAAGCUUCGGCUCCGAGUCCUGCUGCUGGCUCGAGUCCUUCGAGGUCAUCCCCCGCUUCUGCUGGAUGUGGUCAGAAAUGCCUGUGAUCUCUUCAUUCCACUGGACAAACUAGGCCUCUGGCGCUGUGGCCCUGGGAUUGUGGGGUUUUGUGGUCUUGUGUCCUCCAUCCUAUCUAUUCUCACACUAAUCUGUCCCUGGCUACGACUCAAGCCUUGAUAUUCUGGUGCAGAAUAAGGAGGGGACUGGAAUUAGUGAUAUGGAAUCUUAGAUCAUCCCUGACGUACCAGGUAGAGAGAGGAGCUUUGGGGAGGAUGAGGUAAGGAAAAGGGAUUCCUGAACUAAAUAGUGUGAUUUUCUGAUAUCCAGGUCUGCCUGAGCUUUUUUUCUUUUCUUCCUUUAUUGCCUUGUGUGUCUGUCUUGACUCUUUUUACUUUGUCCCUCUUAAGUCUAUUUAAGAGUCUGUUUCUAUACAUCUCUCUGUUUUACCUUCUCAGUCCCCUAUCCUAGGAAUGUAACCAGAAGUGGCAUUACCUUUUGGGGAACUAAAGGGAAGGUAUAAAGUUUUGUCUUAAGGUUCUAACUGCCUUCUUUGUCUCACAAUGGUGGCUUGUGACACAUUUUUUCCCCCUUCAGACUCUAAAUCAUAAUUUUUAAGACUUUAUGUUCCAGUGAACUCUCCUCCGUAACUCGGCUCUGGAGGUUAUUUGAUGCUUCCUCUUCUGCCCUUAUGUCUACCUCACCAAUCUCUUUCAUGAGUUGGCCCUUACCCUUCACUCUACUCACUUCUGCACAUUUCUCCUUACAUUUUGAUUUCAAAACUUUAUUCCCUAGCCUGUUCUUACUUCUUAGUCUAUCCAGAAUGAUGCUGUGUCCAGUAUCUUACUGUAAAUACUGUACAAUGAUUCUGUGUAAAUAGCUGUGGCUCAUGCCCAAGUUGUAGAGCAAGCUUUCCAGAUUAGC